AUGGCUCUCUCACUGAAGCCACCGGGACCCAGCCUCUCCACAACUCCACCACCCCCUCAACUCCAAUCCACCCCCCUCAGCUCCCAAUCCCAGCCCCUCACUCCCCAAUCCACCAGCUCAUCUCCCAAUCCCACUCCUCAAGCUCCCCCCACCCCUCAGCUCCCAAUCCACCAGCUCAGCUCCCAAUCCCACCCCUCACUCUCCUCCCAACCCACCACUCAGCUCCCAUAUCCCACCACCCUUCAGCUCCCAAUCCCACCAGUCUCAUCUCCCAAUCCCACCCCUCAGCUCCCAAUCCCACCAAGCCAGCCCAGCUCAUCUCCCAAUCCCCACCCUCAACUCCAUCCUCACCCACUCUCACUCCACACCCUCAAGCUCCAAUCCCACCACCUCAGCUCCCAAUCCCACAAGCUCAGCUCCCAAUCCCCCAGCUCAGCUCCCAAUCCCACCACCUCAGCUCACAAUCCCCACCUCAGCUCCCAAUCCCCACCACCUCAGCUCCCAAUCCCACCCCCUCAACUCCCAAUGCCCACCCCUCUAGCUCCCAAUCCCACCCCUCAGGUCCCAAUCCCCCCCCUCAGCUCCCAUCCCACCAGCUUCACCCAAUCCCCCCCUCAGCUCCCAAUCCCCACCACCUCAGCUCUCCAAAUCACCAGCUUCAGCUCCCAAUCCCACCAGCUCAUUCUCCCAAUUCCCACCCCCUCACUCCAAUCCACCACUCAGCCCAAUCCCCCAGCCUCAGCUCCCAAUCCCACCAGCUCAGCUCCCAAAUCCCACCAGCUCAGCUCCCAAUCCCACCCACUCAGCUCCACAAAUCCCACCCUCAGCUCCCAAUCCCACCACCUCAGCUCCCAAUCCCACCCCCUCAACUCCCAAUCCCACCCCCCUCAGCCUCCCAAUCCCACCCCUCAGCCCCAAUCCCACCAGCUCAGCUCCCAAUCCACCACGCUCAGCUCCCAAUCCCACCACCUCAGCUCCCAAUCCCUACCGAGCUCAGCUCCAUCCCACCAGUCAUCUCCAAAUCCCACCCCCUCAAACUCCCAAUCCCACCAGCUCAGCUCCCAAUCCCACCACCUCAGCUCCAAUCCCACCCACCUCAGCUCCCAAUCCCACCAGCUCCAGCUCCCAAUCCCACCAGCUCAUCCCACUCCACCCCUCAACUCCCAAAUCCCCACCAGCUCAGCUCCCAAUUCCCACCACCUCACCACCCAAUCCCCACCAGCUCAUCUUCUCCCAAUCCCCACCCCUCAAACUCCCAAUCCCCACCAGGCUCAGCUCCUCAUCCCACCACCUUCAGCUCCCACCCCCACCAGCUCAGCCUCCCAAUCCCAGCCACUCCUCAUCCCUCACCAAUCCCACCACCUUCAGCUCCCAAUCCCACCCACCUCAGCUCCCAAUCCCACCACCUCAACUUCCAUCCCACCCCCUCAGCUCCCAAUCCACCCCUCAUCCCAAUUCCACCCCCCCAGCUCCCAAUCCCACCACUCAGCUCCCAAUCCCACCACCUUCAGCUCCCCAAUCCCACCCACACUCCAGCUCCCAAUCCACCAGCUCAGCUCCCAAUCCCACCAGCUCUCAUCUCCCCAAAUCCCACCCCCUCAACUCCCAAUCCCACCAGCCUCAGCUCCCAAUCCCACCAGCCUCAGCUCCCAAUCCCACCAGCUCAGCUCCCAAUCCCACCACCUCAGCUCACAAUCCACCCCCUCAGCUCCCAAUCCCACCACCUCAGCUCCCAAUCCCACCCCCUCAACUCCCAAUCCCACCCCCUCAGCUCCCAAUCCCACCCCCUCAGGUCCCAAUCCCACCCCUCAGCUCCCAAUCCCACAGCUCAGCUCCCCAAUCCCACCAGCUCAGCUCCCAAUCCCACCACCUCAAGCUCCCAAAUCCCACCACCUCAGCUCCCAAUCCCACCAGCUCAUUUCCCAAUCCCACCCCUCAACUCCCAAUCCCACCACUCAGCUCUUAAUCCCACCACCUCAGCUCCAAUCCCACCACCUCAGCUCCCAAUCCCAACCAGCUCAGCUCCCAAUCCCACCAGCUCAUCUCCCAAUUCCACCCCUCAACUCCCAAUCCCACCACUCAGCUCCCAAUCCCACACCUAAACCACCCAACUCCCACCAGCCCACCUCAGCCUCCCAAUCCCACCCCUCAACUCCCAAUCCCACCAGCUCAGCUCCCAAUCCACCACGCUCAGCUCCCAAUUCCCACCAGCUCAUCUCCCAAUCCCACCCCACUCCAACUCCCAACCCACCAUUAGCUCCCAAUCCCACCCUCAGCUCCCAUCCCACCACCUCAGCUCCCAAUCCCACCACCUCAGCUCCCAAUCCCCCACUUCAGCUCCCAUCCCACCAGCUCAUCUCCCAAUCCACCAGCUCAGCUCCCAAUCCACCACUCCAUUCCCACCCUUCAACUCCCAAUCCCACCCUCAGCUCCCAAUCCCACCAGCUCAUCUCCCAAUCCCACCCACCUCAGCUCCAAUCCACCCCCCUCAGCUCCAAUUCCACCAGCUCAGCUCCCAUUCCCACCCCCUUCAAUCCCAAUCCACCAGCCUCAGCUCCCCAAUCCCACCACCUCAGCUCCCAAUCCCACCAGCUCAUCUCCCUAAUCCCACCCCCUUCAACUCCCAAUUCCCACCAGCCUCAGCUCCAAUCCCACCACCUUUCAGGCUCCCAAUCCACACCUCAGAUCCAAUCCCACCCCACAUCAGCUCCGCAACCCACCAGCGUCCAUGCUCCCUAA
Molecule: messenger RNA, 2739 nt
Organism: Salvelinus sp. IW2-2015
Lineage: Eukaryota; Metazoa; Chordata; Actinopteri; Salmoniformes; Salmonidae
Source: RefSeq, a predicted model, not a curated record